Molecule: messenger RNA, 1341 nt
Organism: Diaporthe citri
Lineage: Eukaryota; Fungi; Ascomycota; Sordariomycetes; Diaporthales; Diaporthaceae
Exons: 3
Coding region: 1-1341 (446 amino acids)
Biological process (GO): endoplasmic reticulum calcium ion homeostasis
Cellular component (GO): endoplasmic reticulum
Molecular function (GO): calcium ion binding
Source: RefSeq, a predicted model, not a curated record
AUGGCCAACCUUCUCAAGGAUCUCCUCGGGGGAGGCAGCAAGUCUUCAGCAUCGCCAAUUCCUUCUGCUGACUCAGACUUCGCCGACUUUGCAGAGGCCGCAGAUCCCUCGCCCGCAUUUACCACGCCGCUGGGCGGUGCGACGCUGGAGGCCAACGUCCCUGCUGCCACCAACCCUCCGUAUACGAAAUGGUACCGUCUCGAUGAGCGAUAUACUCUGGCCGACUUCCGCGCCGAGGGAAUUAUACUCGUUUGUAUCGUCUUCAUCUUUACGCUACACGUCGUUGGAUCGCGCCUCAACCGAAGCAAGGCCAGGAAGUGGGUCAAGGCGCACUCCAAGACCUUGGCUUCCGAGUUUGCUCUCGUCGGUUUCGGCAGCUCCCCAACCAGCGGCGGCAGCGGCGAUGGCGAGACUGAUUUCCUCGUGGCUGACCUUGCUGAGCCUGAGAAGGCGCUCAAGGAGAAGUCUCUGUUCGAGUUCGCUACCUAUGCGACGGGUCGUCAGAACAUUGCCUUUAUGGAUGCGAAGCUCAGCCUGAUCCGCCGAUUCAACCCGCUCGUCUCGAUCGCUGAGUGGGCCCUCAGCCUCUUCUUCGACAGCUUUCCGACGCCCCAGGAUACUGUGGAGGCGGCGAUCUACCCAUUCGACGGCAAGGAGGCCCUAACAGUCCCAGGUGUUCCCGGUGCCGCUGAGUUGAAGACCCAGAACACGAAGAGCACCUAUGAUGGAUUCGUCUGGGCUAUCGUCAACAAGGAACGUAUGAAGCAGGUCCGAGAUGAGCGCUUCGACGUCUCCCUCACGUUCACCAAGGACAACUCCAAGCUGCCCAUCUGGUUGACUGUGAUGAGCGAGAGCGCCGAGAUCACCAAGGUUCUGCUCACAGACGAGCUUGCUAAAGCCGCCGAAUCUGCUGGUGAUCUGUUUGAGUAUCUUAUUGUCUCCGACCAACCCGUCGACAAGCCCAAGACGCUUGACGAGACCACGCCCAGGAAGCGCAUCUUCCUCAAGUACCGCCUGCCAUCCGACAACAACUAUGAGCCGCUUCUGCCGAUCUUCCAGCACUUCAUCCGUAUCGCCGACCAGCUUGUUAAGGAGGCGCACUUCCGCCCCGAGGUUCUCAAGAAGGUGAGGAGCGUCCGUGAGGACGUCGCCAAGCAGAUCCAGAGGGCCGACUUGGAAGAGAAGAGCGAGGAGCGCAACUUCGAGCGCGAGAAGGCCAGGAAGGCAAAGCGCGACCAGGAGCUGUCGCAGCUGGACGCCAAGGGCCAGAAGAAGUACCUCGAGAGGGAGCGGGAGAAGGAGCUGAGGAAGCAGCAGAAGAAGAUGACAUCUCGGGGUUAG